This is a messenger RNA of Trypanosoma rangeli, 2217 nucleotides long. RefSeq lists its product as uncharacterized. NCBI's taxonomy places the organism in Eukaryota, Euglenozoa, Kinetoplastea, Trypanosomatida, Trypanosomatidae. The transcript has a single exon. The coding region runs from base 1 to 2217 and encodes 738 amino acids. The record is from RefSeq and is a predicted model, not a curated record.
AUGCAGCAAUGGCGCGUGCGACGUGUCUCAUUCCGCGUUGACUGGCUGCUCUGUGGCGUUGGCCUAAUGUCUGAAAGAAGAUCGGCUGCGUCUAGCAGGCUGUGGUGCGCGGGGCGGCAGUGCGCGGGUCAUGCAUUAUCGCAUUUUUCCACUGAGGGCGCAGCCAGUGAAGACACCAAUAGCAUUCGCCGCCACUGCCUCAACGGCAGCCAAACUGCCUCUGCUGUUGAUGUUAGCUUCUCUCCUAAGCGUGGGGAAAGUAAACGCUUGGCACCGCUUUUGAAACCCGAAGCAGCGGAGACACGUGCCUCCUCGAGUGCAUGGGAUUUGCAGCAGAUGCUUUUUGGCAUCAGGGAUUUUCACACAAGGGCUGUAACGUAUGUGGAGGCGGAGGAGCGAUUGCGCGGUAUGCGGCUGCUGGAUGAGUGUAUGAUCCAAAAACUGUUUUUAGAUAGCGGUUGGGUGCGUCAGCUGCAGGAUAGCGCUGAGACGGCACCACAGUACCGCGGUGUUGUGGGCGAAUACAAGAUCCUGCGGCACAUGCUGCAUGGCUUCCUUUCAGAUGAAACCAUGUGGCGGGACGAUCUACUCAAUUUGUUAGAGCUCCUCCUUGGCGCCGCAGUUCAGUCAGUGUGUCCUUUAUCCCAUAGAGACGCGUCUCAGCACACCGCGGUGCAACCUGGCCUCCUGCCAGGGGAUAACUCUGCUUGCGGUAAUAACAACGAUAACAAUAUGGACGCGCUCCCGCUGAACCUCCCAGCCUCUCUCUUCACAGGACCCGAAAAAAUGAACUUCUACUCAUACGGUCUGCAGCAUGUUUUAUGGGAUUUCCUGCACGUAAAGGCGUCUUCGCGCGGUAGCACCUCUGCACUCUGGCUCGCCUUUGUGGCCUCCCACCGCAACCUACUGUCGCUCCCGUCCCCGCAGCGUCCACCGUUCAGUCGAUACGAGUCCCAUUCUGGUCUGCUGGGGGUGGAGUUCGUCGAGGUGACGGACACCAAGCAACUCGGAAAAAGCAGGGAGAACCCGAUUACGUUGGCGGGUGAGGCUGCGCCUCACGCGUCUGAGGCGUGGAAGUUGCCGAACGACGGGCAGGCUGCGGCCUCUGGCGACGAGGAAGACGCCGAAACGACGACGGCCUUGAUGGUGGACAAUGAGCUCGGGAAGCCGUACCUGCGCGAUAGGUUUUACAUGAAUGUGGUGGAGCCGGGCGAGGUGUCAUUUCUCAUGAGCGAGACCACGCCGGGUGACGUUCUUUCCCGGGCCCACAAGGAGCACAAGGAAGAACGGGGUUCACACGCGUUGGCGGUCUCUUGGCGAGGGGAGCGCGAGCUGCUUAACCCUGUGAACGGGGAGUUGGAAGAUAUUCAUCUCACGCAUCUCUGGGGCGUCUUUCAGGCGAUGACGCUGGAGGACAGCAUCGACAUGUACCGUGCCGUAUAUCACGGAGAUCUGGAAAAGUUACAAGAGGAAGUCUUCAUGGACGUACUCGCAAGAACAGGGCUUUUGAUGCUUUUUUUUGCCCGUGACGAGGUAAGAGCACUGACCCCGCCACACAUGACAUUUCGCCGACUCAGCCGACUGUAUCAAGAGCUAACCGUACUGGUGUCAUGGGCCUCCACAAAUGACUACCGCCCGCUUCCACCACCCCCAUCGUUUGACCAGCUCACUCUCUCCGCCCAGCUCUCCUUCAGCUGCUUUGCUCAGCUGCAUGCACCCGUUCAACGAGAGUUGUACCGAUCUGCUACGACUAGUAUGUCUCCGGCACAGUUAUACUACUGCUACUGCAAGAGUCACCUGCGGUUUGCCGUGCAGCCAACAGCCUCUUUACAGGAUGACAAUAACGAAGAUGCGGAUAAAACCCUUUUGGGUGAGAGGUCUGUCGUGAUGGGCCAUCGUAAAUUUCCUACAUUUGAGUGUCUUAGCGAGCUUCAGCAGAUGGCGUUUCAGUAUCCCUUUCAGGAUGCGGUGCCGCAUUCCUCUCCACAAAAAAACAUAGAGAGAAAUUUAGCCAAGGAUGAACUAAUGGAUAACGCAGCAACCCACCAAAGCAAUACGACAGAGCUCAUUCCGCUUGAUGUGUCUGAGUCCGCUCCUGCAGUCAGGCGGUGUGGGCGGCCACGAAAGACGGCGCAGGCGGAGCCCGAUGUGUCUGAGGAGUCCGCUCCUGCAGUCAGGCGGUGUGGGCGGCCACGAAAGACGGCGCUUCCCAUGUGA